AAGGAGGAAGGAAGGAAGGAAGGAGGAAGGAAGGAAGGAAGGAGACUAAAGACCCUUUCUCCAGUCCAAAUCACUCACAUUACAUUUAAAGAAACAGGGGCCCAGAGAGGAAGUGACUUACGCAAAUGUCCUAACAGCUUGUUAAGGGCAGAGCAGGGUCCAAAACCCAGACCUGCUGAACUUUGGCUCCAUCCUCUGUUCAUGUUGCCACGCUGCCUUCUGACCUAACACACACACACACACACACGCACACGCACACACACGUCACUUUUCCCACCACAGCUCAUAACCAAGUGACCCACAAAAUAUCUUCAUACACAUCUUGAGAAUCCACCACAAUGGCGGCUGCUUGGUCUCACAGCUCAGGCUUUCCGCUGCCCUACCCUGACAUGCAGUCAGUCACCCAGGGAAGAAUCAGUGUUAGCGCCAGCUCCCGGAGUUUCUCUCUCAGAGGAGCUCGAGAAUAGCAAUCUUGUUAGAAGCCAGAGAAAGCUGUUUGCAUGGCAGGAACAGUUUUUACUUACACUGAAUGGCUCUUUGGAGUGGCUGGUGGAGAGGGUAUAUAGCGGGGAGGCUGGUAGAGAACAUGGAGAGAGAGGGCUAAAGCCUUUGGGACUACCAUUGGAGGGAACCAAGUUAAGGGUUAAGAGGAUGUAUAGGAACCCCACGGAGGCCUCCAGAGCUGAGUCCAGAUGAGCCUGACGGUGGGAAGAGGAGGAAAAGGUCAGGUUGAGGGAAAGGACUCCAGGUUGAGGCAGUCUGGGAUCUUACAGCUGUUCCUGGAACUCUCCCAAACCGUACUUAUGAGCAGUUCAGAGAAGCUGUCAGGUGGCCGAAAAGGGCGAGAAGAGGACACACUCUACAGACGGAUUAUCUGAGGGCUGAGCAUGAGGUCUCAGGGAAAAAAUUCCAGAGUGCCUGGGAGAGGAGGCUAUGGUGGCACCUAGGUAACUCUUACUACUCUGGAGAUUCCUUUAGGUGAUCCUUGGCCCCUGGAAGGGGGAGCCCUAGGAGAUGGGUAGAGGACAGUGCAGGCCUUAGCCCCAGAGCCCUCAGACAAAUAAUUUGGGCCUGGAUGGCACAGGAUUUGAUGAGGGGCACACUGGGUAGGCUGCCUUCUCAAAAUACCAUCCAUCCCCUGUCUAUAGUGAGCACUGGGGAUUUCACUCUUAAAAAUCUGUCCCUUUGGGUCUGGGAAGUGUUUUUAAACAUCCUUUAGAACAGGGAAAAUAAUCCUGGGUCGGGCACCAAUGAAGGUAAAGCUCAGACAGAACAAGAUCCAGGCAUGCUCCAGAGGUGCUGAGCUUGACAAGGGUAAGAGAUCUAAAGAUAAACUCUGGGGUGCUCUCAUUUUUGCCCAAGAUCAGCUUUGCUCCAAACCCUGAUCCCCAGAAGGACUUCUUUAGGCCAUCUUGGUUCCUGAAUGAUCAGUGGGCAGUUUGAGCUGUGCAUACCCCAUGGUCCUGUCUAGCGAGGGGCAGGGCCCAAAGGCAGUCAUUAGCUCAUCACAACCUUGGGUUGCCCUCCAGCCUGCUGAUCCAAAGUCCCAGGCCAAGUCUUCCAGUCUGAACUUUAACCAGGUGACACACAGCAUGUCGGCAUUAGUAAGUGUCAACCUAGAACUGGACCUGUGCCUGAUUCAUCCAGGAAGCUGAACCCAGGCGGCAGAACAAACACCCUUAAGCAGCUCCUGCCUGGCAUGGGGUGAGAGGUUAUCUGGCCCAACAGACAGAGACUUUGUUUGCUUUAGUCUCCUCCUCUUUCUCAUCCCCACUUGCCAGGCUCCCUCAUUCCUUUCUCUCUGUCCAUCUCUGGGUCAGGAACUGUGUGGUUUUUUUCCAGAUGAUGCAAGAAGACCUAUCUAUCUAUCUAUCUAUCUAUCUAUUUAUUUAUUUGAAGGUGAUUCUAGACUUGGGCAUUGAAAGGGGUACAGCAGGAGCUGAUAAAGAAGUAUAGCAGGAGCCUCUGGGAGAGGAAGCCAGAAGUGGUUUGGACGGGGAUUAGAUGGAACAAAGAGGUCAGAGAUCUGGGGGGCCACCGUCCCACCCCCUACCCCGGGUGCCACCUGUCUAUAGUUGGGGCAGAUCCUGCUUUUCUCUUGGGACAAUGCCAGCCUGACCUCAUUUUCUGCCUUCAUGGCCAGUUUGCUUUUGACACUAAUUGAUGGACACUCAAGACCAUUAAUUUUGUUUCACGUCCCCUCCCCCUUCCUAAUACAAAUGCAAACAGCGUGGGAAUCCCCUUGCAGAGGAAGCAACGGUGCAGCUUUAAGGGAAAGGGAAGGGAAGAAGAGGGCACUGACUCAGAUUUCCCCACCAUUGGCUGCUGGAGGGGAUCCCACCUCAGGGAUUGGCCUUGACAGAGCCCGCCUCCUCUUGCGAUUGGCUCAGCCUGGGAGAUAUAAGGUGGCUGUGCCGGCCUCGUUUCCAUUCGGAGGGAGGCGAGGAAGCCGGCCGAGUUUUUGUGCUGAGAGGCCCCUGGCGCAACCCUCUCCUCUCUGAAUCGGAGUCCAAGUCCCGCGGAGGCUACGGUCAUGAAGGAGAGACGGCCCCCCCAGCCAGUCGUGGCCAGAUGUAAGCUGGUUCUGGUGGGGGAUGUGCAGUGCGGGAAGACAGCGAUGUUACAGGUGUUAGCGAAGGACUGCUAUCCCGAGACAUAUGUGCCCACCGUGUUUGAGAAUUACACAGCCUGCUUGGAGACAGAGGAACAGAGGGUGGAGCUCAGUCUCUGGGACACCUCAGGAUCUCCCUACUAUGACAACGUCCGUCCACUCUGCUAUAGCGACUCAGAUGCAGUAUUACUGUGCUUUGAUAUCAGCCGACCGGAGACAGUGGAUAGUGCACUCAAGAAGUGGAGGACAGAAAUCCUGGACUAUUGUCCUAGCACCCGCGUUUUGCUUAUUGGCUGCAAGACAGACCUGCGAACAGACCUGAGCACACUGAUGGAGCUGUCCCACCAGAAACAGGCACCUAUCUCCUACGAGCAGGGCUGUGCAAUAGCCAAGCAGCUGGGUGCAGAAAUCUACCUGGAAGGCUCGGCUUUUACCUCAGAAAAGAGUAUCCACAGCAUCUUCCGGACAGCAUCCAUGGUGUGUCUGAACAAGCCCAGCCCAGUGCCCCCCAAGAGCCCUGUCCGAAGCCUCUCCAAGCGACUGCUUCACCUCCCCAGUCGUUCCGAACUCAUCUCUUCUACCUUCAAGAAGGAAAAGGCCAAAAGCUGUUCCAUUAUGUGAAGUGGGGGUUGGAGAGGGGAGGCAACCUCCCACUUCCUCCCUUGGGUUGCAGAGGCACGGGGAGAGGGAGGACGGGACAAUUUAGGACACUGGACACGAGUUUUUCAGACAGCCACGGUGAGGGCUUGGAAGGAGACAGGAAUGGGACGAGGAAAGAGCCAGGCCCGGCUUGAGGACCUGACACUGAGAAAGAACCAUCACACCCCAAGCCAGGCACUAGGUUGUGGUGGGGGCGGCUGCCCCAGUGUCCCCCGCUCCAGAGGAAGGAAAGGUGUGGGGGUGUGGGGGGCAUGCUGGCCUCAUGAGCUUGGGGGCCUAUAGGAGCCUCACCUUCAGCAUCAUGCCUCUUCCACAGCGCUUCCAUGCGGGCCAGGGGAUGGGAGGGGUCCCUGAGCCCUUCCCGUCCCCUCUGAGGAGGCCACAGAGGAGUGGAGCGGGGAAGCCAAGAGGCAGCUCCCUUGGGAGCUGUGCCCAGGUGCUUCAUAACUGAAAUGAGAAGGGCAGGAGCUGGUCAGAGCCAAUGAGAAGGAAACCUCAUCUUUGCAUAGCCCAUGCCUCAUGGAGAGGUGACAUCAUACAUUCAUAUGCUUCUCACCUAAGUCCCCAGGGUCCAAGGGAGAAGCCCCAGACCCCCUUCUCUUGCAGUGUGGGGGUGGUGGUGCUGCAG
Molecule: messenger RNA, 3899 nt
Organism: Prionailurus viverrinus (fishing cat)
Lineage: Eukaryota; Metazoa; Chordata; Mammalia; Carnivora; Felidae
Gene: RND1
Product: Rho family GTPase 1
Exons: 5
Coding region: 2534-3232 (232 amino acids)
Biological process (GO): small GTPase-mediated signal transduction
Molecular function (GO): GTPase activity; GTP binding
Source: RefSeq, a predicted model, not a curated record